CGUCUUUUAUAACCGCUGCUGCUGCUAGCUGAACGUUGGUUGUGGUGCCAGCUACACGCCAUACACAUUACAAUCUGACUGUACAAUCUCCUUUAGAUCUACCAACAACUAUGUAUGCCUGAUGGGAUUAAUGUUUUAUUGGAUAGUUUGGACACCCAUAUUUUGGUAAGCGGUGAGCAGCUAUCGAAAUUGUGAGGUCACUUCUGGUGGUCAAUAAAAAAUGGGCUUGAUCAUUCUGAGAGUCUCUGUGUUGCUGUUUGUGAGCGGACUUGCCUCCAGCAGAGAUGCUGGGGAUUCUUUACAAAAUCGGACUGACUUUACUUCAAACUUCACAAUGAUCAAACCUCCAGGAAAUGGGUCCAAAGCUAUGGUCUGGUGCCCUGAAAGGACAAAAAUCAACCAUGUCUUCAAGUACAUAAACACUGCAAUAUCCUGUGCUAUUUUUGUCAUUGGGAUGGUCGGGAAUGCAACCUUGCUCAGAAUAAUCUACCGGAACAAGUGCAUGAGAAAUGGCCCCAAUGCACUGAUAGCCAGCCUGGCGCUUGGUGACCUUAUCUACAUUGCCAUUGACAUUCCCAUUAUGGUCUUUAAGCUUCUUGCACAGCGGUGGCCAUUUGAUCAGUCUUCAGUUGGAGCAGGUCUUUGCAAGAUCUUUCCGUUCGUUCAGAAGGCUUCAGUUGGAAUCACAGUGCUCAACCUGUGUGCUCUGAGUGUGGACAGGUACAGAGCAGUCGCAUCCUGGAACCGAGUUCAAGGCAAUGGAAUCCCACUUAUCACCGCAGUUGAAAUAAUGUCCAUCUGGGGUCUUUCGUUUGUGCUGGCAAUACCUGAGGCAAUUGGAUUUGUCAUGGUGUCCUUUGACUAUCGGGGUGAAACAUUACGAACUUGCAUGUUUGAUGCUAGAUCUCCUUUUAUGGAGUUUUACAAGAACGCAAAAGAUUGGUGGCUGUUUGGCUUCUAUUUCUGUGUACCCCUGGCAUGCACUGGAAUUUUCUAUACUCUAAUGACAUGUGAGAUGCUACACCAAAGGAAGGGAAGUCUCCGCAUAGCAUUGAGUGAACACCUAAAACAGCGACGUGAGGUUGCAAAGACUGUGUUUUGCCUAGUCGUGAUAUUUGCCCUGUGUUGGUUUCCUCUGCAUCUGAGCAGAAUCAUCAAGAAGACCGUGUACAAUGAGCAGGAUUCAGGACGCUGUGAGCUUCUCAGCUUUCUGCUGGUUAUGGAUUUCAUCAGCAUUAACUUGGCAGCAUUAAACUCUUGUAUUAAUCCAAUUGCGCUCUACUUUGUAAGCAAGAAGUUUAAAAACUGUUUCCAGUCAUGUCUGUGCUGCUGUUGUCAAUCAAAGACCCUGACAAGCACAUCCCCCAUGAUUGUAACGAGUAUGCAGUGGAAAAAUCAUGACCAAAACUACUACAUUGCAGACAGGAGUAUUCACAAGGACAGCCUCAAUUAGCCACAAUCGUCUGCACAACAAGACUUUGAACCACACCAAAAAAGUGGUUACUUUCUACAAAGGAAUAAACUUCUUAUGUAGUUGAAGAAAAGUAAAUAUCCAGGCAAUGCUGGAGCCAUUGUUCCAUUUUAGAGAUUUACUGGACCACAGUCAAAUCUAAGCUGCAAGCAUAUGCUCACCGUUGGCUGUAAUACAGUCUUUUAUGUCUAAUGCUCGGCAGUGUGAGCCAUUGGACAAAUGUUGUUCUAUGGACUUCUAGGUGGUGAUGGAAUGUGCAAAGUUAUACUGACACACAGCCACUUGUUUUGUCAGUGUCGAAGAUACCAAAGAAUCUAGAACCAGGCUUUGUUGAAUUGAGUGCUGGCAGCUUCUACAUAUCAUGUUCCCGAAUUAUAUUGAAUGUACUGCUCACCCUACUGUCUGCAGGAGGGUGAAAAAAAAAAAACAGUAUUUCUAUGGAGUUAUUAUAUAAAACUAUAAUUACUUUGUAUAUAACAAUUUUUAUUUAACAUAUAUAAAUAUGUAUAUUUUUAAUUGGAAUACAUAGAGGAUUGUGAGAUAUUGUAUAAUAGCAUGUGUUGUACUGGCAUUUUUCUGGCACACUAAAAUUGUAGACAUAAGAUAUGCAUUUUAUGGCACUUCAGUAUUCAGAGACCCACCAUCUAUGUGCAAAAAGGUGGUAUUUUUUUUUUUUUUUUUAAGCAUGGCAAAGGGCACAUUAAAGUGUGUUUUAAGGACAACAGUGAUUUUAUUUAGAGGGGUGUUAUGCAUAACUGAUCAUUGUUACUGGUCAAAUGGCAUAUAUUUGUCAUAAAAAAAGGGGAUUUAAAAUCUCACUAUAAAAAUGAUUACAAAUUCUCCCUGAAUAUUUUUCAUUUCUAAAUCCUUUGACAACAGUACAUAAAAGAAGUCAGUAAAAUAUUUAUUUUCCAAUGUAAUGAGUAAGGAGCAGCAUUAGUCUUGUGUAAAAAAAGAAAAAAAAAAGGGGAAGAAAAGAAUAUAGAGAUGUUGUCUAUAAUAACCAACUGUCUAAUAUAUUUCUAGUGAAAGUGAAAGGAAAGCAUGCAUCCUAAUUGUUGAUCCAGGCAAUAUUUAUAUAACAAAAAAUAUAUAAUGAUAUUGAAACCUGUAAAGAUGAUUUAAAGUACAAGUUACCAUACCUUAAAGAAUCAUAAUUCAUAUUUAUCAUCAACGUCUCUACAAAAUAACUUUUAAGCAGCUUUUGAAUACAGUUUGAGAUUCAAUGGAUUUGGAAUGAUAGUUAAGUGAUUAUACAAAUCCACUCUAAAUAUUCAGCAUUCCUAGAGUAUAUCUGUUAAAUCCUACAAUUUGUUAAUUUGGGGGGGGGGGGGGUCCUUUUCAAACGAAUAAAGUUGUUUAAAUCAAGAUUAAAAAAUACCCUCACCCACCUAAAUGUCAAUGUAUUAUAAAAUAGUUUUUAACAAAGUGUUAAGUCCAAAAAUGACUGGUCCCACUCCUUGAGGUAACCUUAUCUAGGAGACUACAGAAUAAGGAGUCUCUCAGAGAUUCAUAAUGGUACUGGAGAGUCAUAUCCUCAAACUCAAUGUUGCUCCAUUUUCUAAUUGAUCAGAAAGAACAUCAUUGGCUAGGGUAUCAAUUUAUGUACCCCAAACAAGAGAACUCUCUGGUGCCGCCUUACAGCAGAUAAGGUUUGCAAAGAUGCACUUUAAGUGUUCACGGAAAUGAUAAAAUAUGACAUUUGUUCAUCACAUUAACACAUGAUGUAAAUGUACUGCAUUGCCGACAAGUUGUGCCUAGCACUAAUACAAGUACUAUGUUUUAAAGUGAUUGUAAAGUCUCUUUUUUGUUUCAAUAAAAAUAACAAACGUCA
Rana temporaria (common frog) is the source of this 3305-nucleotide messenger RNA. It is a transcript of the gene EDNRA, whose product is annotated as endothelin receptor type A. The transcript has 8 exons. Gene Ontology annotation, biological process: regulation of blood pressure; vasoconstriction; G protein-coupled receptor signaling pathway. Gene Ontology annotation, molecular function: endothelin receptor activity. The record is from RefSeq and is a predicted model, not a curated record. Gene Ontology annotation, cellular component: membrane. Bases 221 to 1453 code for a protein of 410 amino acids. Lineage: Eukaryota; Metazoa; Chordata; Amphibia; Anura; Ranidae.